CACCCACCGAGAACGAACUCACGCUUGCCGACCGCUUCAUCUCGAGAAUGUCCAGUGCACCAGGAUCGAAUCGCUCGAUGGCGUCGCCGCUGUGCGUCGUUCUCCGGGGGUGCCGCAACCUCUUGGCCGUCGACGGCAUGCAGACCAACAACAACGUGCACUGCGAAGUGUUUCUCAUCGAAAAGGAUGGCCGGCCGCGAGCACCCAAGUUCAAGACCCGGAGCAUCAAGGCCACGGCCAACCCCAUGUACAACCUUCGGUGCGACUUUGGGACGCCGUCGUUCGACGUCGUUGGCGGGCUCGUCGUAUCGAUUCGACACACGGGGGGCCUCGGCCUCAAGAGCUGCGACCUCGGCGAGGUUGUGCUCACGCCGGCAGAUCUUCUCGACAUGAAACUGCAAUCCAACACAGACGGAUGGUACGACGUCGUGGCGACUCCCGACAUGGCAUCCAAAGGCCUCGUGAACCGGCCGCUCGGCCAAGCCCGCUUGGUCCUGGACGAAUCCACGGAACGGCCGACGUCCACGUCGAUGGACGACCCGGCGCCGCUCCCACCACAAGCGUCCUUGACCAACAACAACAACAUCGCCAUGAUGGCCAAGCUGUCGACACGCGCGUUCUCGACAUGCGAUGUCCAUCACGACCCGCACUUCGAACUCAGCAUGCUCACAAAGUUUGCCAAGCUGUAUCCGCAGCGCGGCCAGACGUGGUUUGCCAUUUCGUCGGCGUGGGUCAUGCAAUGGCUGUCCUUCGUCACGGACGCAUCCAACGAUACGCUCUUUCCUGGCGAGGUGAGCAACAUGGAGCUCGUCGACGAUGAGUUGGAAGGCGGGUUUCUCCAAAUUCGACCCGAUGUCGCGCUCAUCUCGGACUUUCGGCUCAUUGACGGCGACACGUGGAAGCUGUACAAGGCAUGGUACGGCGGAGGUCCGACGAUUUCCGUUCGGAUUCCCGAUGCGAUCCCGAGCGUGAGUGGUUGGAUGAAGUCGAUGAAGCUCAAGGACGUAGCGAUGAUUGUGGCGUCGUGAAUAGUGAUGUAGACAUGGCGCUCGCGCGUGACGUUGUUGUGGUGGUGCUCGUCGUUUGUUUUGGGAUGCACGGUCGCGGUGGGGAGGGCUGCAUCGGUGAAUACAACAUCGAUUCGUGCC
Aphanomyces invadans is the source of this 1148-nucleotide messenger RNA. RefSeq lists its product as hypothetical. The record is from RefSeq and is a predicted model, not a curated record. The transcript has 3 exons. Gene Ontology annotation, molecular function: cysteine-type deubiquitinase activity. The coding region runs from base 48 to 1028 and encodes 326 amino acids. Lineage: Eukaryota; Oomycota; Saprolegniomycetes; Saprolegniales; Verrucalvaceae.